Molecule: messenger RNA, 1335 nt
Organism: Meira miltonrushii
Lineage: Eukaryota; Fungi; Basidiomycota; Exobasidiomycetes; Exobasidiales; Brachybasidiaceae
Product: DnaJ-domain-containing protein
Exons: 1
Coding region: 42-1214 (390 amino acids)
Biological process (GO): spliceosomal complex disassembly
Cellular component (GO): spliceosomal complex
Source: RefSeq, a predicted model, not a curated record
ACCACCUCAUUGGAAUCGCUCAAAGAGCGUAAGCCGACAUCAUGGCGAUCAAGGAUGAGGUGGAUUAUUUCGCCGUGAUGGGCUUAAAGCCUUCUGCAAGUGAGGCAGAGAUCAGAAGAGCGCACAAGAAGCUUUCAUUAGCUUUGCAUCCGGACAAGAAUCGUCAUAUGGAUCCUGCUAUUGCAGCUGCUCGAUUCAGUGAGAUGCAAUUGGCAUAUGAGAUUUUGAUGGAUCCAAGUGCUCGUAUUGCUGCUGCGGAAAGGAAUAAAGCAGAGACUGCACGAAAAGAAAGACAAGGCGCUUAUGAAGGCAAACGUAAAGCGAUGGCAGAGGAAUUGGAGAAACGAGAAACGGAAGAGCACGAAAAGCGAAUGAAGACGAUGAACGAUGAAAGAAGAAGGCGAGAGACUCUUGAGAGGCUACGGGAGGAAGGCAAACAAUUGCGGGAAAAGCAUGAACGCAAGAAGAAUGCUGAGACGAGUAAGAAGGAACAAGAAGAGCAAGAGCGGGACAAUCACCCGAUCAAUCGUACGACAGAGUCACCCGAGCCUGAGCUUGGCCCUUUGGAUUUGACUGUACGACUCAAGUUUCCCAGCGACCUUUAUGGUAAGCUACGAGGCAGCAUUCAAUCCGACAAAAGCUCCGAGACUCUAAAGACUCCUCUGGCGAAGGGACUAGUUGCACGAUUCGGCAAACUUGAAGCGUUGGUGUUCCGUCCAAUGAAAGAAGGAAAGCGGGAAUCGAGUGCUCUUGCGACUUUCAAGACAUUAGAUGCUGCAUUUGCCAGUGUAAAAGCAGGAAGCCAAUUCAAAGCUGGUGGAGCGGGAGCAGCAGAGGUGUUGGAGGAUGUUUGGAUCGAAUGGGCAGCCAGCAAGAAAGGUGGCAAAUCCGAAGAGAAUGGGAGCUCGACAUCGCAUCCAGGUGAGCCUGCCCGUAUUGCAUGGCUGAGAAAACAUGGCAAGUUGUCGGAAGGUGAUGAGAAUGCACGACAUACAAAGGCUGAUGCUCCUAAUAAAGCUUCUGAAGAGAACAUCUUGACAAGAAUGAGAGCAUCUUCAUCCAACAAUGGCAAUGGACAAAACUCUUCAAAUGGAAGCCACUCCAGUGCUUCCCGACAACGAUCAUCCAUCAACGAAUCUGACAUUCUACAACGUAUGCGGGAUGCUGAGAAGAAAAGGCAAGAAGAAGCCAUCCUGCAAGCCGACGCUGAGUAGACAAUUAGCGAUGCAAACCAAUACUGUAUCAAUAGCAUCUGUAUCAUACAUCUGAUCGUGACCAAUCUGUAAUCAUACCAGCAUAUCCUAAUCACAUAGACACACUUUUCAUUUUCUCGAG